Molecule: messenger RNA, 1677 nt
Organism: Morchella importuna
Lineage: Eukaryota; Fungi; Ascomycota; Pezizomycetes; Pezizales; Morchellaceae
Exons: 4
Coding region: 1-1677 (558 amino acids)
Source: RefSeq, a predicted model, not a curated record
AUGUUGAAAGCCUUUACCCGCCGAACCUCUCCACGACGCCUCUUCUCCCAGCAGCUGACACCUACCCGACCGACACCGCACACGUCAUCACGCAGCAACUCCUCCUCAUCCUCAUCCUCCGGCGCAUAUAACAACACCAGAACCCGCCCCCUCCCGGCUACCACAAAGGCUGCGCUGUUCCUGCCCUCAACCAUUGCCGCCUCGCUUGCUGUAUCUGCAUUUGCGCUGCUCGACGAAGACGACGAGAAAGAGAACAGAUUCGCGAUAUCAUUGCCGUUCAGAAGAGGAAGACAUGCCCCCGCCGCAGAACACGUUGCCGGGCAGAGCAGGGAACCUGACGAAAGAGGAGGAAGCGAGGCUGAAAGAGCUGUGGACCGCCACCCUCGUCGUCUUUGGCGUCUCCUCACCCGCCAGCACCCCCUCCACCACGAGCACCACCACAUCGCCGCCCGCAACGCCGGCCCCCCAGUGGUGGCCGAGUCGCCAGAGAAGAAGAAAAAGCUGGGCCGCUUCCUGUCGCGGAGGGGUAAGUCUGAGGCGGCGAAUACUACGCCGCCGGCGGCGACGACGGAGAAGAUUGCAAACGACGUGGCGGCGGCGGUCGAUGCGAGCGACGACAAGUAUGGGCAGACGAAGGAGUUCAAGGCGGCGCUGGCGAGCCAGACGCCUGCGGAGCUGAGAGAGGCGUUUUGGGGCAUGGUGAAGCAUGAUAACCCGGAUGGGCUGCUGCUGCGCUUCUUGAGGGCGCGCAAGUGGGAUGUGGAUAAGGCGCUGGUCAUGAUGGUGGCGACGAUGAAUUGGAGGAGCAAGGAGAUGAAUGUGCAAGAAGUCAUAUCGAAGGGCGAGGAGGCAUACGCGGCGUCGCCGGAUCAGGGCUUCAUCAAGCAGCUGAGGAUGGGCAAGUCGUUCCUGCACGGCACCGACAAGGAGGGCCGCCCGAUCUGCUUCGUCCGCGUACGGCUGCACAAACAGGCCGACCAGAGCGAGGAGGCGCUCGAGAAGUACACCGUCUACAUCAUGGAGACCGCGCGCCUCAUGCUGCGCGACCCCGUCGACACGGCCGCUGUCGUCUUUGACAUGAGCGGCUUCAGUAUGGCUAAUAUGGACUACGCGCCCGUAAAGUACCUUAUCAAGUGCUUCGAAGCCCACUACCCCGAGUCCCUCGGCGUCUGCUUGGUCCACAAGGCACCGUGGAUCUUCCAAUCCAUCUGGUCCAUCAUCCGCGGCUGGCUCGACCCCGUCGUUGCCUCAAAGAUCCACUUUACAAAGUCCGUCGAGGACAUGGAGGCCUACAUCCCGCGCUCAAACAUCCUCAAGGAACUCGGCGGCGACGACGACUGGUCGUACUCCUACGUCGAGCCCGUGCCCGGCGAGAACGACGCGAUGGUCAAGGGCGCGGAGGUCAGGGAGGUGCUGCUGAGGAAGAGGGAGGGGCAGGUGAGGGAGUUUGAGCAGCUCACGAAGAAGUGGGUGGAGGGGGAGCUGAAUGGUGGCGCGAGAGCGAGGGUGGCGGAGGAGUUGAGGAGGGGCUAUUGGGAGUUGGAUCCGUAUUUGAGGGCGAGGACGGUGUAUGAUCGUACGGGCGUGUUUGGGGAGGGGGGCAGGCUGGAGAUGUAUAAGUAUAGGGAGGCGAAGGGGAAGGAGGUGGCGGCGGAGAGGUUUGAUGAGAUUGAUUAG